AAUAAACGUUGUCAUCAGCAGCAGCAGAGCGGGGCGACCUAAUUUUAUAACAUGGCGCACAACACUGCUUCCUCAGCGAUGGACACUUUGGAGCUAUAUAGGCUCAAGUGAACAGAAAAAAUUCUACAAAUACGUUUUCAAUAUUGAACAAAUAUAUACAUUGGAUAUAUCUAUUCAUCUAGAAAAUCUUUCGACAUAGAGUAGUACAAUUCAUUGAUACAUAUAUUAAAUAUGCUUGUCUUUAUCAAGUCAUCGACGCUUGCCUUCACCGCAAGAUGUUUAGUCUGGGCAUUAAUGUUUAAUUUCGUGCAAACGGAAUCCUCAGAUACAGAAUGUCCAAUUGGAACUUAUCUACCUCCUGAUUGCCUCGAAGAUUGUCCACAAAGCUGUAACAAAGGAAAAUGUGAUGAAUAUACUGGAGAUUGUUCAGAAGGAUGCCUGCCAGGGUACAGGGGGAAGAAAUGCGACCAAACAUGCCCCGAUGGAAAAUAUGGUAAAGGAUGCACUAAGACAUGUAGUCCUAUGUGUAUAAUACCAGGCUGCUUUUCAAAUAAUGGUAGUUGUCACUCUGGAUGUAAACCAGGAUUCCAGGGAAAGAAGUGUAAUGAAGAAUGUGAUUUUACCAGGUUUGGAGAGAGGUGUUCUAAAAAAUGUCACUGCAAAAAAAGAGAAGAAAGAUGUGAUAAAAUAACUGGAGUGUGUAAGAGUGGUUGUUCAGCAGGUUGGCUUGGAGAAAAUUGCCAGCAAGCAUGUGAAGAUUUUAAAUUUGGAAUUAAUUGCACAAAGGAUUGCCGAUGCCGGGAUAAAAGUGAAUCAUGUGACAAGAAAUCUGGCCGAUGCCGCACUUUGUGUGCGCCAGGUUGGAAAGGAGAAGAUUGUCAAGAAGAUUGUGCGGAAACCAGUCGUUAUGGAUUUAGCUGCAAGAAACGUUGCAGCCAUUAUUGUAAGAAUCAAAAAUGCGACCGCAUAACAGGCAAGUGCAUGUCAGGAUGCAUCCAGGGACACCGAGGAGACAAAUGUGACGAAGAAUGCUAUGCUGGAACAUAUGGACCUGACUGUAAUAAAACUUGCAAUCCCAACUGCAUUGACAGCGUCUGUGAAUGGUAUAAUGGUUAUUGCAAAAUAGGCUGCAAACCAGGUUUCCAAGGUGGUCAUUGCAAUGAAGAAUGUGAUGAUUAUACCUUUGGACCAAACUGUCAAGAGAAAUGCCGUUGUAUUGAUGAGAGCGAAGUUUGCAAUAAAUCAACUGGUGUGUGUGUUAGCAGUUGUCAGACAGGCUGGAGAGGCGCAAACUGCUCACUUUAUUGUGAACAUGGCACCUUUGGAUUAAACUGUUCCUACUAUUGUGGUUUCUGCAAAGACGGAGUAACUUGUGACUCUGUGGAAGGUUUCUGUCCCAAAAAUCAUUGUGAAAAUGGAUGGACUGGAGAUAUGUGCACUGAAGAAUGUGAGCCUGGUUUUUAUGGCUUCAACUGCUCAACUGUCUGUGGAUUUUGUGCCAAUAAUAAAACAUGCAAUCCCUUCAACGGAACAUGCCCUGAUGGCUGUUUGGGUGGAUACAUUGGCAGUGUUUGCGACAAACGAUUACUAGCAGAAGAUUAUCGAAAACUCAUGAAGAAUUUGGCCAUAGCUCUGGCAGUUUUCACUGGAUUAUUUACUUUCACUUGUAUCAUCUUAAUGGCUAUUAUGUUGCUGGUGAGCAAAAAGAAAAAAGAUAAAACUAUCAUCACACGGGAUGAUGAAGCACCAGAAGUCACAGAUGACAAGCAAGAGUUGAUUAUUCCUCAAUCUAAACACCAAUUGAUUGCCAUUGGAGAAUUAGUUGUUGGUAUCACGGAUCGCAAAUUAAACACUGGAUGUUUUGGAGAUAUUUGGAAAGCAAGAAGUUUAAGUAGUUGGGACAAUACUACUGAAGUAGCUUUACUAAUCGUUAAAGAUGGUUUAUCCGAUGACGAAAGAGGAGAUUUAAAGGAAGCAAAAGCUAUGGCCGAAGCGCUUGGGCAGCAUCCUAACAUCCUCAGUUUUAUAACUGAUGCUGUAGCUAAUGACCGGCAUUACAUUGCCCUGGAUUAUGCUGAAAGUGGAGAUUUAAGAUCUUACUUGUUAAAGAUGCGUAAAGGAACAGACAAAGAACCCAACGUUUUGGUUUUCUUCCAAGUGAAAUUGCUAUAUAUUGCCGCUGAAAUUGCCUGUGGCUUGCUAUAUCUUUCUAAUCAUCAGACAAUCCAUGGUAAUUUAUGUGCACAGAACAUAUACCUUGAUGAGAUAUUACGUGCCAAAAUUGGAGGUUUUGGUUUCACAAAACCAGCCGUAAUGAAGGACGAAUAUAAGUGGCAAGCAAUUGAAACACUGAAAACAGGUUGGACAAGUACUAUGAGUGAUUUAUGGUCUUAUGGUGUGUUACUUUGGGAAAUAAUUACUGUUGGAGGAGUACCUUAUGGUGAAAUGAGUCGGCAAGAACUGCUCGACCAUCUCAUGUCUGAUAAACGUCUUGAAAUUCCUAGCCAAUGUAACCCAGAAUUGUGUAUCGAGAUAGAAGCAAAAAGAAUCGAGAUCUCUGCUCUCCUGUGUGAAGGCCACAAGUCCGACAUUGCCAAGCGACUCAACGUCAGUCGGGUGACUGUCCACAGAGUUGUGGAGAGGCUCAGGAACAGAGAAGACCUCAAAGAUCGACCUUGA
Octopus bimaculoides (California two-spot octopus) is the source of this 2679-nucleotide messenger RNA. RefSeq lists its product as uncharacterized. Gene Ontology annotation, molecular function: ATP binding; scavenger receptor activity; protein kinase activity. Lineage: Eukaryota; Metazoa; Mollusca; Cephalopoda; Octopoda; Octopodidae. Gene Ontology annotation, biological process: protein phosphorylation. The record is from RefSeq and is a predicted model, not a curated record.